AAUAUUUUGUGUCCAAAAGGUUAUUAAUUUGAUGGGCAAAAAUGUAACUGUAUUCAUUUUCGUCAUAUCAGGACUGCAUAUCGCUUCUGAAGAUCCGUUCAAUUUUCGAUAGUGGUAGGACAAUCUCAUACACCUGAAGAUAUCUGAACAUGUAAGCAGGCAAAUUUAGGCACAAGCGUUCAUUAUCUCAUAGAGCCGCUGUAAAUUUUGCAGAAUAAUUGGCUUUCAGUCUGUGUACUGAUCCAUAAACCUCUGGCACGGCAUAUUAUAUACUUGAAUAAAUAAAAGAUGCAAAAUCAACAAGAAGGUAUCUCUCAAAAAGUAUCGCAGCCUAGCGGAGAUCGGCAAUUUAGAGAAAAUACAGGGCACCGAUAUUAUGAUAAGCUUGUUCGCAUUCUUGGAGCAGAUGAUAUGCUUGAUUCGUUCAAGAAUUUCGAUAGGCAACGUUUAACAGCAGUCCACAACAAAGCUCGCUUGUAUCUCACGCAUCCUCAAGUCGGAAAGAUUUUGCAUAUGAAUGAUGAACAUGAAGAGGAAUACCGGAGCAGUCAUGAAGCCACAGAAAGUGCGAAUGAACUUGUUCCCGUAAGCCUCAAGGAUUUAAAAAUAGGGGAGCGGAAUGAAGGUGUGGUGCUGUUUGGCGAGCUCUGUGUUGAGGCUUUCAAAUUCGUGAGAAUCUACACUCUGCUCAAUGAGGUAGGGACUGGGAAUGCAGUGGCUCUUUCCAUUGUUUCCCCAAUUCCCUCGUCUAUUGAUCAAUCUUUCCCAAGAUGCACUUAUCCCCAAGGCCGAAAAAUAGCUGUGAAGGAGCCCCUUCUUGUGCAAGGUGAGGGCGGCAUCUUAUUCAUUAAUGUAGGGAAUCCCUUGUCUAUUGAAACUACAGAGAGCCUUCCUGCUUCAGCAGAUAUCAAUGUUACAGUCGGUGAAGAAAAAUUUAAUAGAUGGAAGGAAUGUGCAGACAAGGCUUUGAUUACAAAUGACUGGAAGAAAUGUGUGCGAUAUGCUACUAAAUGUUUAUCAUGUCUCUCCCAAGGAAUGCCAGUAGACAGAUCAAUCGUUAUUCACAUGUUCGUCCUCAGAUGGCAAGCGUAUUUGAAUCUUUGCCGAUACCAAGAAGCAUUGGCAGAUGCUGAGAAAUGCUACGAGCUCAACAAUUCAGAACUUACACCAAUAAUUUCAUCACUUUUAUCUGUGGGAAGAUAUAAGAAGGCAUUUCAAUUGCUUGAGAAUUCAUAUGCUCUGUUCCCAGAACAGAAGGAUAAUCUUGUUGAGGUAUAUCGGAGAUGCGGAUCCCUGUAUUUUGAGAUUAGCGAAGCUAUCUUGCAACUUGGAUUACGCAACCCGAAUGUGUUGAAGCCCGAUGCGGAUUUUAUUGGGCCGGUGGAGAUCAGAAUGACAAGAAAUGGCUGUAACAGGGGUUUGUUUGCUACAGAGGACAUUGAGGAAGGUCAGGUAUUAUUGCUCAGCAAGGGUUUGGCCAUGUCUGGGAGGCCUAUGAAAGAUCAAAAUGCACUGCUCCAGAAUGUGAAGGAUGCUCUAGCAUCAUGCGGAGAAACCACUCGCCAAUUUUUUCUUUCUCACGGCAUGAAGGGUUUGUCACAUUUCAUUCCAAAAAUGUCGGAUUUCAUUACCGGGUCUGCGGUAGGGUACCCGGUAAACUGGGCUACAGUUUCCCAAAAAUAUUAUAAGCUUGCCGAGAAGGAGAAGAACCGCAAAAUCCUUCUCAUAUUAAACUGCAUUGCCUUGGACGAUUCUUGUCCAGCUGCGAUGCAAGAAAAUUGCAAGGAAUCAGUAAUCUCUAGCGAUGUUCCAGCGCGCCUGUAUUAUGGGGUAUGGUUGCUUCCCUCCUUCAUUAACCAUUCCUGCUUGCCCAAUGCAGCCAGAAUAAAUGUGGGUGAAAUUCAAAGGAUACAUGCAACCCGCAAAAUUUCAAAGGACAAAGAAAUCACCAUCCCUUAUUUUAAUGUCUUUGUCCCUUAUCCUUCUCGACAGAGGUCUUCCGCAGCCUUCGGUUUCAGCUGUGUAUGUGAAGGAUGCGAGAUAGAAGCAAUUUUAAUGAAUUCUCAGAAUAAAUUUAAGAAUCUUUAUAAAGCUUACUCGAGAGUCGGCCUGUCCAGGAUCCAAAGCCGCGCUACUCAGUUGCAAAGCCUUGUAAGUCAAGUGGAAAACUGUGCGAAUUUUCUGUGGAAGGAGAGAUGGCAAGGGAAAAAUGGUGAUAUGGUAGAAAGCUGGCAUAGGGCCUCGUUUACUCCUGCGUAUUUUGCAGGUCUUGCGAUGAGAAGAAGGAAACUUAGAAAGAAUGCGGUGAUGGCCGAAGUGAAUGAGAUUGAUGACAAGCUUUUAUAUGAUACAUCGAAAGGCAUGAUCCAAACUUGUCCAGGGAGCCUCCUCCAUCUCAUUUUCAUUCAAAAAUGUAUAUUCUUGUGGAGUGAUCGCAUAGAAAAGUAUGCGCGUUGGGAAUUGUUGGAGCGCAAAGAAACAUAUGAGCUCUAUGUGAGGGACAUGCAGGAACAUAUGAUGAAAGCGUACACUAGAGUUUACGGCAACCUCCAGGAACAUGUGAAGCCACUUAUUUGCAGAAGGUUACCAGAGCAUGCAGAUUAAAAUGUUUUCUUCUCAAUCUUGAAGAUAAAUGAUUUUAUUUGUAAAUGAUCUUUGUGACAGAUCAAUGGUACUUAUUUGAUAAAUUAAAAAUGUUCAAAUUUUAAAUCUCA
Cryptomeria japonica (Japanese cedar) is the source of this 2714-nucleotide messenger RNA. RefSeq lists its product as uncharacterized. Lineage: Eukaryota; Viridiplantae; Streptophyta; Pinopsida; Cupressales; Cupressaceae. The transcript has 2 exons. Gene Ontology annotation, molecular function: protein binding. The record is from RefSeq and is a predicted model, not a curated record. The coding region runs from base 289 to 2604 and encodes 771 amino acids.